Penicillium antarcticum is the source of this 2466-nucleotide messenger RNA. Its product is annotated as TFIIH/NER complex ATPase/helicase subunit SSL2. Gene Ontology annotation, molecular function: DNA binding; 3'-5' DNA helicase activity; ATP binding. Gene Ontology annotation, biological process: transcription initiation at RNA polymerase II promoter; nucleotide-excision repair. The transcript has 3 exons. The record is from RefSeq and is a predicted model, not a curated record. Gene Ontology annotation, cellular component: transcription preinitiation complex; nucleotide-excision repair factor 3 complex; transcription factor TFIIH holo complex. NCBI's taxonomy places the organism in Eukaryota, Fungi, Ascomycota, Eurotiomycetes, Eurotiales, Aspergillaceae. Bases 1 to 2466 code for a protein of 821 amino acids.
AUGCCUGCCAAGCGCAAGGCGGCCGACGGCGGCACCUCCAGCAGAGCCUCGAAACGUGCCACGCCCGUCCCCGAUGUUGAGGAUAUCACCAGUGAUGACGAUUAUUCGGACGGAGAUGAUGCACCGGAGUCCUCCAACUUGAAAGAGGUCGUCGACAAGUUCUCUCUCCAAACAUUCAGCAAGAAGGCACAGGUGGAUAAGACGGACCCCCGAUUUGGCUACAAAGAUCUUUCUUCCCUGCCGUUGAAGCGCGACCAUUACAACCGACCAUUAUGGAUCGAACCCAUCAAAGGCACCAUCACUCUGGAGAGCUUUUCCCCGUUGGCACCCCAGGCUCAAGACUUUCUGACCACCAUCGCUGAACCUCUUUCCCGUCCGACACACCUACACGAAUACCGCUUGACUGGUCACAGUCUAUAUGCAGCGGUUUCAGUCGGUCUCAAACCGCAGGAUAUCGUCGAGUUUCUGGAUCGGCUGUCGAAAACACCACUGCCUGAAACCAUUCGGAACUUCAUUAUCGAGUUCACAAAAUCCUACGGAAAGAUCAAGAUGGUGUUGAGGCAUAACCGGUACUACGUGGAAACGACAGAUCCUGAAAUGCUUCAACGCCUGUUGAAAGACGAAGUAAUUGGACCGCAGAGAAUGGACAAUACUGAAGGUAUUAUUGAACGAGCUGCUCCGAAAAUGGGCGGUCUCGUCAUUCCCGGAACCAAGGAUGCGGCCGGUGUCAGAGAGACCACACAGCAGGAGACCACGACUGCCCGGGAUGAAAAUGAGGAAGAAGGAGCAGCCGUUAAUUACGGCAUCGACGAUGUGGGCGAGGACGAUCGCGAAGAAGCCAUCACUUAUAGUUUCGAAAUCCCGGCUGCUGGAGUGGAAGUAGUCAAAGCCCGCUGCCAAUUCAUCGGUUGUCCUGCUCUAGAAGAGUACGAUUUCCAGGGAGACACAAUCAACCCCAAUCUGGACAUGGAUCUGAAGCCUGCUGCUCGGAUUCGUUCUUACCAGGAGAAGAGUCUUAGUAAGAUGUUCGGUAACGGACGAGCGAAAAGUGGUAUUAUUGUGCUUCCUUGUGGUGCCGGUAAAACUUUGGUUGGUAUUACUGCCGCGGCUACUAUCAAGAAGGGUACCAUCGUUCUCUGUACCAGUUCCAUGUCCGUGGUUCAGUGGCGAAACGAGUUCUUGCGGUGGACGACGAUCGACCCUGGUGAUAUCGCUAUUUUCACGUCUGAUCACAAGGAGAAGUUCAAGCGGUCGACGGGUAUCAUUGUAUCCACCUACUCAAUGGUGUCACAAACCCGGGCUCGAUCAUAUGAUGCCCAAAAGAUGAUGGACUGGCUUCAAUCCAGAGAAUGGGGUAUGAUGAUUCUGGACGAGGUGCACGUCGUGCCGGCAUCGAUGUUCCGAAAGGUCACAUCUGCAAUUGCCGCACAGAGCAAGCUCGGUCUCACUGCAACGCUGCUGCGUGAGGAUGACAAGAUUAAGGAUUUGAACUUUUUGAUAGGACCGAAGCUAUACGAAGCAAACUGGAUGGAACUUGCUGCCCAGGGCCACAUCGCCAAAGUGCAGUGUGCUGAGGUGUGGUGUCCAAUGACAACGGAGUUUUACUCCGAAUAUCUGCGGGAGAGCUCCAGAAAGCAAGCCCUGCUGUACAUCAUGAACCCUCGCAAGUUCCAGGCCUGCCAGUUCCUGAUCGACUUCCACGAAAAACGAGGUGACAAGAUCAUUGUGUUCUCCGACAAUGUGUAUGCUUUGGAGCGAUAUGCACUCAAGCUGAACAAGGCAUACAUUUUCGGUGGAACUCCUCAAAACGAGCGCAUGCGUAUUCUGGAGAACUUCCAGCACAACGAGCAGGUCAACACUAUCUUCCUGUCCAAGAUUGGUGAUACCUCGCUCGAUUUGCCAGAGGCCACCUGCCUGAUCCAGAUUUCGUCCCACUACGGUUCACGUCGUCAGGAAGCCCAGCGUCUUGGGCGAAUUCUGCGAGCCAAGCGCCGAAACGACGAGGGUUUCAAUGCUUUCUUCUACUCUCUUGUGUCUAAGGAUACACAUGAGAUGGUCUACUCUGCCAAACGGCAAGCCUUUCUGAUUGACCAAGGUUAUGCUUUCAAGGUCAUCACUCAUCUCCAAGGUAUCGACAGCUACGAAGGACUAUCGUACGCAACGCCAUCCGAGCGUCGCGAACUUCUGCAAGAAGUCAUGCUCCAGAAUGAAUCCUCAGCCGACGUGGAGCAGGUCAACGAUGACUUGUUCUCCAUGCGCACGGGGAAGAAAGGCCCAGCAAAGAAAGCAGGUGCGAAGCGCAGUGCGGCCACUCUCAGCGGUUUGGCUGGCGGUGAUGACAUGGCUUAUAUUGAGUACAACAAGAGCAGGAACAAGGCGCUCAAGGACAAGGGACACCAUCCGCUGUUCAAAAAGAUGGAGCGAGACCGACAGCGUCGGAAGAAGGAUAGAGAGGGCGCGGAUUGA